AUGGCAGUACCACUGACCCCACUCAAGGCCUUCAAGUGCAGCUACGAUGAUUGCUUUCACUCUUUCGACACGGAUGGCGAGCUGAAAGCUCACCUCAAGGACAAGAAAAUUCAUCCCUACUAUUGUGGCAAGGAUCCUGGCUACGAAAGAAUCCAAAGAGGCUUUGUGAAGUGUGACUUCCAUGGCAAGACCUUGGACGAGCUUAUUGCACACAAAGUUGAGACCAUGCUACCGUGGAUCGUCGGUGAGCGCAUGUCUGAGAAACCGAAGAAGCUGAACCACAUCGUCUGUGAGUUCUGUGGUGAAAGCUUUGGAAGUCUCGCUGGCAGGGAAGUUCAUCGCAAGAGGAUGCAUCAAGCCGAUCAGCACGUAAUCUGCAAAGGCUAUCUCGUCGUUCGCGACGAGGAAGGUAAUGACCAUCGCGAAGGAUGCGGUUCCAUCUUCGGCCGCGCCAGUCAGCUCAUCAGCCACAUCGAGGGAGGGUUCUGUGCAUACAUCAAGCCUAUGGCACUCAGACAAGAUCGCGAGCACAAGCGUAUGGUCAAGCUGAUCUUGGAUGACCCCGAAGGCUUCAAGAGAAACAUGAGGGGUAUAUCCGACGCCACAAUUCAGCCAACUCCCAGGGAGGUCGACGAUAUGAGCGGUGGCGUUGGUAUCGACCUGCUCAGCCAGACCGACCACAGCCAAAUCAGUGGCCAGCCACCUCUGAGCCCGCAGUUGUCCUCCACUGCCAGCCACUCCGAAGUCGAAUGGCCGGAGUUGCUCAGCUCUGAUAUCAGUCACCUAACCAAGUCGAUCACAAAUGUCUCACCCAACUCAACCAAUAAGAGCGAGUCAUCGUUUGGAUGUAUCGAGGGCGACAGUAAAGACACUGUCAGUGUUUCUAGCAACGCCCCAACCACAUGCAGUGAUGAUGAAGAAGACGACACAGCCCCCGCUAUGCCAGUCAGAGCAUGGUCCACNCCCAACGUCACCCAAAAGCUCUUUGGGCACUCCAAGGCAAAGGUCAUCGCCAAUUGGGAUGCCAUUAACGCUGCUCAUCAACGCAACAAGGAAGAGGACGAGGAUAACAACAUCUUUGUUUCACACUUCUGGGACCCUACCCACACCGACUUCAAACCUGACUUCUUCCACUGCCCAGACGUUACCAACGACAAGGCUCCAUCCUACCAAUGUCCUUUUGAGAGCUGCAAGAGACGGUUCUUCAAUCCUCAAGAGAUUGGCAACCACAUGCGCGAGUCACACGCUGCACAGCGUAACCUGUGCCCAGUGUGUCUGAAGGAUUUCCAGAAGCUUAGUUCACUUGUCGCCCACUUCGAAGCGAGCUCUCAAGGAGCAAAGUGUGAUGUCGCUCGUCGCUCGGGAUAUAGCGCAGUGCUCUUCGAGCUGACCGGAGGACUCAUCCAGGCCUGCAAAACGUUGGAAGAGCCCGUUUCUGGCUACAAGCUGCAGCCUGGCAGUGGUCAUACUCGCGGCGCACAAAGAUCUGAGGUUAAAGACAACCAGUGGGGAUCUGCAGAAAAUGGCGUCAAGGACUACGAUUACAGAGCCAACUCGCCUACCCGUGUCCGUAUCUGGAGAUAUUAA
Molecule: messenger RNA, 1587 nt
Organism: Aureobasidium vineae
Lineage: Eukaryota; Fungi; Ascomycota; Dothideomycetes; Dothideales; Saccotheciaceae
Source: the annotation of a GenBank genome assembly